This is a messenger RNA of Daktulosphaira vitifoliae (grape phylloxera), 2872 nucleotides long. It is a transcript of the gene scaf6, whose product is annotated as calcium homeostasis endoplasmic reticulum protein. The record is from RefSeq and is a predicted model, not a curated record. NCBI's taxonomy places the organism in Eukaryota, Metazoa, Arthropoda, Insecta, Hemiptera, Phylloxeridae. The transcript has 17 exons. Gene Ontology annotation, biological process: intracellular calcium ion homeostasis; RNA processing. Bases 180 to 2471 code for a protein of 763 amino acids. Gene Ontology annotation, cellular component: perinuclear region of cytoplasm. Gene Ontology annotation, molecular function: RNA binding.
AAAUACAAACUUCUGGAGUUAUCGGAAUUUAGUCAAUUUUGUAAAUUGAAAUAAAAUAUUGAGAUAUCUGAUCGUAAGUCACAUUUAUAAACAAAUUUUGUUAGAAAAAUUCUGGAAAUCUUGAAAUAAUCUGUUGGAUAGUUUGAAAAAGCAAAUAAAAUUUAUAUUUUUAAAAAAUCAUGGAUAUUCCAAAAUCUCCUGAAGAUAAUGAAUUACGCACUAUUAUUGACAAAUUGGCUGUUUUUGUUGCAAGAAAUGGCCCCGACUUUGAACAAAUGACUAAAACUAAACAGAAGGAUAAUCCCAAAUUUGAAUUUUUGUUUGGUGGUCGUCAUUUUGAUUACUAUCUUUACAAAGUUACCACAGAACAAGCCAUAUUGAAACAAAAUAAUGCAAGAGAAAUGACUCAAGGAGCAAUUGUAAAUAAUUCAGCUAGUACACAACAAUUAAAUAUGUCUUCUGCUACAACACAAUGGUUGAAUUUAACCCAGCAAAAUGAUGGUCAAUCAACAGGAGUUACUCUAGAUUCUUUAAAUGCACAACAAGCAAAUUUACAACAGCAAAUUGCCCAAGCUGAACAAAAUUUUAAUGCUCAGCUUAUGAUGUUAGCUCAACAACAACAAGUUGCUACUGAAGAUAAAAUAUUAUCUGAGCAACGAGAAUGGAUUAAUUCUGAGGCAGCUACAAAUGAUUUAUCUUUAGUUGAGCUAUCAUCUGUAUUAGACCCUGUAGUUAAAGCUUGUACAAAAGAAGCAAUAGCUAAUGGAAAAGCAUGGAUUUUGAAACAUAUUGGUAGUCAACAAAAGAUUGAUGUUAUUUCGCAAUAUUUACUAACUGAAGUUACUGAUCCAAAGUCAGAAUUUUCCAAACAAUUACAUAUAAUUUAUUUAAUUAAUGAUACUGUCCAUCAUUGUCUUCGAAAAUCAGAAAAUGUUCUGAAAUCAUCACUAGAAUCUAUUAUUGUACCUAUGUUUUGUUCAGCUAUAACGAAAUCUAACGAAGAACAAAAGUCUAAAUUACAAAAAUUAUAUAGUUUAUGGGAAACAAAAAACCAUUACUUUUCUGAUAGUGUUAUGGAACGGUUAAAAACCCCUGAACAGUCACUGAUAGAAUAUAAAAAUAAUCUGAUGGAAAAGCAUAGGGAAGCUGUGAAUCAGUUAAAUAUGGUAAUGACUAAUACAUUGCAAAAUUACCGUAGUCAACAUCAAUCUUUUUUGGCACAUUGUAAUAAUCAAAUACAGACUAUAGAAAACCAAAAACGUUCAUUAGAACAACAAAAACAAAUACUAAAUCCUCUUCCAAUUCCUACUGCUCAAGAUGAAGGAAAUCGACAUUAUAAUGAAGGCAGAUUACCAUCUCCCCCCUUGUAUCAAAAUAACAUGUCUACUGGCUACAUGCAAAGUGACCAACCAAAUUUUCCUCAUCAAGCAGAUAAUGGAUAUCAUUUAGAUGAUCAUUAUAGAAUGUCACAGAUGUCGAAUUGUAUGCAACAACCUCCUAUGUACAAUAGACCUCCACCACCUUUUAGUCAACCUCCCCCUAAUAUACAUUUACAACCACCACCUUCAAUGGAACUUCCUGAUUUGAGUCGACCACCACCAAAUUUCAUGCAAAACAAUUUUUCUAUGCCUCCAGUUCAACCUGAAAUAGUACCUGAUGACUUAGUUCCAUCUCUGCCUUAUUAUGAGCUACCAGCAGGUCUUAUGGUACCAUUAGUGAAGCUUGAAGAUAGUAAAUAUAGGCCAUUAGAUCCUGAAACAAUUCGAUUACCUCCUCCAGCUCCUCCAACAGAACGACUAUUAGAAGCAGUUAAAGCUUUUUAUAUGCCUCCAGGGCACUUUGCACCUCGUGAUAGUGAUGGUUGGGAAAAACUUGGUUUAUAUGAAUAUUAUAAAGCUAAAAACUUAGCUAAAAAACAAAAAGAAGAUGAUAUUGCUAACAAGAUAAGAGAAAAAUCAAAAUCUCCUUCGCCCAUUAUAAUUCCUUCUAUGAGAGAUAAAUCUCCUGUAAGAAAAAAACGUUAUAGAAGUCGAAGUCGUAGUCCAAAAACUAGAAGUCCAAGUCGUCGUUUAUUAAAUAAAAAAAGUCCUCCUCCAACUCCUAAUCGUAAUAGACGAAGAAGGUCUCCAUCUAAAUCACUUUCUCCAUCUCCCCCAAAUACUCAAAGAAGUCCUACACCUCCUUCGUUUGGUACGGGCUUUGGUAAAACUGCCCAAGAACGUUUAGAUGAAUCAAAUAAAGGUCAUCAACUUUUGAAAAAAAUGGGCUGGGGUGGUGCUGGUCUUGGUUCAAAAGAGCAAGGUAUCGACACACCAAUAAGCAGUGGUGACAUCCGAGAUAGGACCGAUCAAUAUAAGGGUGUGGGCAUCAGCUUGAAUGAUCCAUAUGAAAACUUCAGAAAGAAUAAAGGCAAGGCGUUUAUACACAGAAUGCGCACCCGGGCAGAAGAACGAAUGGAAGGCAAUGUAUAGGUGAUCAGUUUAUAUGUUGUAUGGUUAUUACUAUUUUGGCUCACCUUAGAACCGAAAGGUGUUGCUAAACGCGAUAUUUUACAAUAUUUUGUAUAAAUAUAUAUGUUUAGUAUUAAUCAUUUAUUUAGCUUACGGCCAAAAUACACUGUAAAGAACAACACUCAGAAAUUAAGUACUACUUUGUGAAAUUUGUAAUCAUAAGAAUAAUAUUUAUGUAAUCAUUUUUAAAAUCAUCUUUGAUUCAAAGAAUACUUAGGUAUUCCAUAAGUAACUAAAAAUAACAGUACUUAUUCAGAUCAUAAAACAAUUAUUGUUUAAGAUUUAUUUUUUAAUUUUAUGUAAAUAUUUAUUUGUAACUAUUUUUAUUUUAAAACUAAUAAAAUUUAAUUAUAAUUACUGUA